Molecule: messenger RNA, 1229 nt
Organism: Aspergillus heteromorphus CBS 117.55
Lineage: Eukaryota; Fungi; Ascomycota; Eurotiomycetes; Eurotiales; Aspergillaceae
Product: F-box protein
Exons: 1
Coding region: 102-1109 (335 amino acids)
Molecular function (GO): protein binding
Source: RefSeq, a predicted model, not a curated record
CUCCUUCACUCACUUGUCAGUAAUAAAAUUUGUCUUUCUUUCUGCUCCCAAGUGGUUUUGAAAGGCCUCAAAGUUCUUGGAUAUUUCAUAACGAUAAUAUCAUGUCAGCAAUCCAGAAGAUAGGUGACUCAACAUAUAUCUUUCUCGACAUCAAAGACAAUACUCUCGAUGAUAUUGACAAGGCUUCAUGUUCGAACAAAAGACUGAAUAACUACCAUCCUCCACGCUACGGGCUUAGGAUUCUUGACAGACUUCCUCUUGAAAUCAUACAAAUGGUGCUCAUGCGGCUUGAUAUACGGUCGCUUACUGAUUUUCGACAAGUUAAUAGGAAAGCCAGACUGGUAACAGACUCAAUCCCACAAUAUAGACAGAUCCUCACACACGCACCGGCAUUGUUUCGUAGGUGUCUCAACAUAGAGUCUGCAAGAUUCUUUUCAUGUCAGGAGUUAUAUAAUCAACUGUGUACAGCGGAGUGUGACAGCUGCGGCGACUUUGGCGGGUAUCUAUAUUUGAUCACAUGUCGCCGCGUCUGUUUUCUAUGUUUCACCGAGAAGGUUGAUUAUCUUCCUUUGCUUCGGAAGGAUCUGACAAUCCACUUUGGACUCCAUUCCAAGAAUUUGACGGGCUUGCCCUGUAUGAGAAGCUUUCCUGGGCGUUAUUCGCCUAGAGGAAUCAAAUGUCAAAGACGCCAAAUCUUAUUUGAUUAUUCCUCUGCACGACAAGCUGGGGUAGCUGUCCAUGGCUCAAUCGAAUCCAUGGAAAAAUACGCAUUGCAAAUGGCAUCAAAGAGGUCGAACAAAAAUAAUUCAGAUCUGCCUUAUGGCAGGACAGGUGAAAUCUAUGUGCGCCGUUCCAGAUCUGAAUGUCCUGUCGAUGGAAAAUGUUCCAAUCCCAGACGCUUCAUGAGCAUCAUAUCUGCUCCGUACCUCGGAGAACAAUUGGCAACCGCUGAAUGGGGGGUUCAUUGUGUUGCUUGCAAACCUCAUCAUUACGGUCGGCCGCUUCAUUGGCGACGCAAAUAUACAAUAAAAGGGUUCCAGGGGCAUGUUAGAGAAUGUGGAGAAAUUAUAAGUGGACGUCAUGUUUGCAAUCAAGCUGAAAUGCGGUGAAAUAUGAAGUGAUGGUGAAUACCUAGCAUGUAUCUUCAGUGAUUUCAGCCACUAUUAUAUCAGUAUCUAAGUUUAGCCUUCUCUGAGAUAUCUCCCUUGGGACCGCGGCGGCUACGCAGG